AUGGGAAGUAUAUCAGAAGCUGAGCAUGUGCUCAACAACCGGGGUUCAGACCUUUCACGUAGGCCACGCGUCCUCGACCUCUUCGGAAAAGCCAAGCAAGAUGGUCGCCCACUGCACGUUUCUGCUCCCAUGGUGCGCUAUAGCAAGUUGCCCUUCCGGAUGUUGGUCAGAGAGUACGGCGCCGAUGUCAUUUUCACACCGAUGAUGCUGGCCCAUGAGUUCAUACGAUCUGGUAUUGCAAGAGAUUCGGAUUUCUCUACUCAUCCCCUCGAAUAUGGAAGUCUCAAAGAUGAGAGACAAACUGCAGUCAUCGCACAAUUCGCCUCCUCGGAUCCGGAAGAAUUUGCUCGCGCGGCGGAAAUGAUUGCGCCUUGGGUCGAUGGGGUAGAUCUGAAUUGUGGGUGUCCGCAGAGUUGGGCGGUUAAGGAGGGGAUUGGAUGUGCUUUGCAGGAGAGUCCGGAACUUGUGGCGAGGAUUGUGAGGGCCGCAAAGGAGAGAAUUGGGGGGAUGGGCAAAAGUGUUAGUGUGAAGAUUCGAAUUCACAAGGAUUUGGAGGGCACGAAGCGCUGGGUUGAGGUCGUGCAGGAUGCGGGUGUGGAUUUUAUUACGGUGCAUGGGAGGACGAGGAGUCAGAGGAGUAGUACGGAGCCGGAUUACGAGGCUGUGAGGGAACUGAGAAGUGUGGUGAGGGUUCCGAUGGUGGCAAAUGGGGAUGCGUACAGUCUGCCUGAUGUCAAGAGAAUUGCGGAGUCGACUGAGGCGGACGGUGUCAUGGCUGCGAGAGGGAUUUUGGAAAAUCCGUCCAUGUUUGCGGGUUAUGAUGAAGUGCCUGCGAAAUGCGUACAGGACUUCUUACGCUGGGCUUUGAGGUGUCCGAUACCUUUUCCGCUGAUCCUGCACCAUGUGAGUGACAUGACUGGUCGCAUGCAAUGGUUUACGAAGAAAGAAAAGAGGAGGCUGAUGGAAUGUCGAGAUCUUCUGGAUCUCAUUGACUUCGUUGAGGAUAAGUGGGGGCUUGUUUGA
Molecule: messenger RNA, 1023 nt
Organism: Cercospora beticola
Lineage: Eukaryota; Fungi; Ascomycota; Dothideomycetes; Mycosphaerellales; Mycosphaerellaceae
Gene: DUS4
Product: tRNA dihydrouridine synthase
Biological process (GO): tRNA processing
Molecular function (GO): tRNA dihydrouridine synthase activity; flavin adenine dinucleotide binding
Source: RefSeq, a predicted model, not a curated record